This is a messenger RNA of Mesocestoides corti, 411 nucleotides long. The record is from the annotation of a GenBank genome assembly. NCBI's taxonomy places the organism in Eukaryota, Metazoa, Platyhelminthes, Cestoda, Cyclophyllidea, Mesocestoididae.
GUACCAAUGCAGCAAAUGCUCCAGCGGCAGCAGCAGCAGCAGCAACCUCAGCCUCCGCCGUCAUAUUCGCCAUUUACGCCUUCACCUUACUCGCAUCAGCGACAGCCGACGCGUGCCUCGCAGCCCUCUGCUCCAUUGAUCUUCCUAUCAGGCUCUUCAAGCCGCAGUGGCGGCGGCGUCGGUGGUGAUGGUGGUGGUGGAGGUGGUGCCUUUUUCGCAGGCUCUCCGCGGCAGCAUUCUGCGCCAAACUCUUACACCGUCGAGUUUUGGGAUGCUGUCCGCCUCUCGCUGCAGCACCUCGGCCCAGUCGCCGAUGGUGACCACUUCGCCGCCUGUGGUGGCAUCAUUAGCCAGCACAGCAGUUCGGGCGUCGCUUCGCUCACCCUUUGUUCUUCCUGCCUCGUCGAUUAG